Molecule: messenger RNA, 1689 nt
Organism: Komagataella phaffii GS115
Lineage: Eukaryota; Fungi; Ascomycota; Pichiomycetes; Pichiales; Pichiaceae
Product: Lysophospholipid acyltransferase
Exons: 2
Coding region: 1-1689 (562 amino acids)
Biological process (GO): glycerophospholipid biosynthetic process; lipid modification
Cellular component (GO): endoplasmic reticulum; membrane
Molecular function (GO): 1-acylglycerol-3-phosphate O-acyltransferase activity; 1-acylglycerophosphocholine O-acyltransferase activity
Source: RefSeq, a predicted model, not a curated record
AUGGUUCAGUGGGUGCAGGACCAGAUUCGAUACAUGGCCUAUUCGACUGGUCUGGAUGAAGAAUCCACAAAGAUUGUCAUGUGUUUGCUCUUAAGUUUCCCACUGAGUGCCCUCUUCAAACGACUUCCUGACAACAAAUAUACCCUGAAGAAUCUAGUGGUCAUUGGGGUGUCCUUCUUUUACAUUUUUAUCAUUUUGGAACUCAAAGGAGGAUUUGUUACCCUCCUGAUUAGCACCACUUUUACAUACCUCAUUACCAAAUAUCUGAAAUCGGAUUUGAUGCCAUGGUUCAACCUAGCAUUUCUCAUGGGUCAUUUGUGUAUCAAUCAUUUAAAGGCGCAAUUUUGGCAAGCAGAGUAUGAUCCAACAAAGAUUGACAUCACAGGUGCUCAAAUGGUACUUGUAAUGAAGCUCUCUUCAUUCGCUUGGUCAUACCGUGAUGGGAAACUCUUGAAACGUGAUCCCAAAGCUUUCCAAGAGAAAUUGAAUACAUACCAGAGAUCAAGAGUCGUUGUCGAACAUCCCUCAAUAUUAAGCUUUCUGGGAAAAAGAAGAAAGAGAAUGAUCCCAAAAAGUGGCCGAAUUGCUUUUGCUAAAGUAGUCCAAGGUGCUGCUUGGGCCGCAAUUUGGAUUACAUCCCUCAACUACAUCACAACUGAUUAUUUAUUCACGGUAGAAUACCAACAAAAGCCUCUGAUAGUCAAAGGUAUCGUGCUCACGAUACUAGGAUUCACCUAUCGGUUGAAGUACUAUGCAGUUUGGUUGAUAUCUGAAGGGUGCUGUAUUCUUGUUGGAAUUGGUUAUAAUGGUUACGAUGCCUCGACAGGCAAGUUCUAUUGGAACCGAGUGCAGAAUAUAGCUCCCUGGGAAUUCGAAACUGGUCAAAACGUCCGCACAUGUCUGGAAGCUUGGAACAUGAAUACUAAUAAGUGGCUAAAGAAUUUCAUCUAUUUGAGAAGUGCCAAGAACAACAAACCAGGGUUUCUAUCUACUCUGUUAACCUUUGCUACUUCCGCUUUCUGGCAUGGCACAAAACCAGGAUACUACCUGAGCUUUGUAUCGGGAGCUUUUUAUCAAACGAUAGGAAAAAUCUUUAGAAGAAAUAUCCGACCAAUAUUUACCACUAAAGAUGCUGAACCUGUCACUAGAUAUAAAACCUUGUAUGAUAUCGUUAGUUGGACUGUUACUCAUCUAGCUUUUGGAUACUUGGUUCAACCAUUCGUCAUCCUUGAGUUCAAGAAAUCCAUCAAAGUUUGGAGCUCAGUAUAUUUCUUUCCUCACAUCGCCAUCGGAAUAAUAUUAUUUGCAUUCAAGGGCCCAUUUUCCAGAAGUGUCACAGGAUUUUUGAGAAAGUACCAUCUCAAGAGUAAAGGAGAAUCUGAAACUAUAUCUGCACCAAAGAAAGACACCAUCACCGUGCAUCCCAAUGCAUCAGAUGCUUCUCUUAUUCCUGAAUAUGACAAUCAAGAAGAGCUUAACCAACCAAUUAUUCUUCCUGAAAUUGACUUUUCUAAGGAAGAUUAUGAUGAAUUAAUGAACAAGAUUGACGAGCUACAGAAGCUCCGUUCCUCAAAAGACUUCUCGUUGAUUGAGAAUGAAGAAAAGCAAGCUCUCUAUGAAGCUCUGGACUCCUUGAGCAAGGAUAUCGGUAAAGUCAUGGGGAACAUUCGAUCUUUCAAAAAUGACUAA